AUGGGUAAAAACGACAAGAAGCCCGCCGACAAGAAGGACGGCGGAAAGUCCGGCGGCGGCAAGAAGGGAGGCAAGGGUGAGAGCGACGACAAGGGCGGCAAGGCCAAGGGCGCGCAGUCCAUCAACGUGCGCCACAUUCUGUGCGAGAAGCACGGGAAGAAGGAGGAGGCUCUGGCUAAGCUGAGAGACGGCGCCAAGUUUGACGAUGUUGCGAGGGAGUUCUCGGAGGACAAGGCCAGACAGGGAGGCUCUCUUGGCUGGAAGACGAAGGGCAGCUUGGAUCCCAAGUUUGAGGACGUCGCAUUUGUGCUUGCGGCGAGCACGACGUCAAGUCCUGUCAUCGCAGAGGCAAAGACGGAGUUCGGAUACCACAUCAUCAUGACAUGCUCACUGCUCAACCAGGUGGAGGGCAAGAAAUAG
Colletotrichum karsti is the source of this 420-nucleotide messenger RNA. RefSeq lists its product as uncharacterized. The record is from RefSeq and is a predicted model, not a curated record. The transcript is spliced from 4 exons. The coding region runs from base 1 to 420 and encodes 139 amino acids. Gene Ontology annotation, molecular function: DNA binding; peptidyl-prolyl cis-trans isomerase activity. Lineage: Eukaryota; Fungi; Ascomycota; Sordariomycetes; Glomerellales; Glomerellaceae. Gene Ontology annotation, biological process: rRNA processing.